Elaeis guineensis (African oil palm) is the source of this 1344-nucleotide messenger RNA. Lineage: Eukaryota; Viridiplantae; Streptophyta; Magnoliopsida; Arecales; Arecaceae. The record is from RefSeq and is a predicted model, not a curated record.
UCCUUUCCUUAAAUUUUUCUAUAUGCCAUUUAACAACAAUAUAAAUAUCCUACUUGGCCUGCACCUUUCUUCCCAUCAAGGUGCUCUUCUUCCUUCUCUACUUAACGUUACUUACGUUUUGUUCCCACUUGUAACUAGGAGACACAGAGAUAUGAGCAUCUUAGUGGUCGGUCAGUCGCGCGUGCCGCCCGGUUUUCGCUUCCAUCCAACCGAGGAGGAGCUCUUGAACUAUUACUUGAAGAAGAAGGUGGCCUGCCAGAAGAUAGACUUGGAUGUCAUACGUGACAUUGAUCUCAAUAAGAUAGAACCCUGGGACAUCCAAGUCAAGUGCAAGAUAGGGUCAGCCCCACAAAAUGAGUGGUACUUCUUCAGUCACCAGGACAAGAAGUAUCCGACGGGCACACGCACUAACCGAGCAACGGCAGCCGGGUUCUGGAAAGCCACUGGCCGUGAUAAGGUCAUCUAUGCCGCCAGCUUCAAACGGAUUGGCAUGAGGAAGACACUGGUCUUUUACAAAGGCAGAGCCCCCCAUGGCUUGAAAUCCGACUGGAUCAUGUAUGAAUAUAGACUUGAUGACCACCUUUAUACCAAGUCCUCUUCCAACGCCUCUAGCCCUGCUGGUGAAACAGCACAAGAGGAAGGAUGGGUUGUUUGCCGUGUAUUCAAGAAGAGAAAUUGUCAGACUUCCUCUACCGCUAGCGACGCCAAGGCCCAGACGUUGCAUUAUUCAUGCAACGAUGAGGCCUUGGACCAAAUCCUACAGGGCUUGGGAAGAUCUUGCAAGCAAGAAAGCAAUGCAAUCGUCAGCAUCGACAACAUGAAAGACAAUAAGAAUUAUCCUAGGCCAAUCGAAACUUCCUUAGGUAGCAUGAAGCUUCUCGCUUUGGAAAGUCCAAUUCUCCCACCACUGCCAGAUUUUGCACCAGAAGUUGAGCCUGCCGAUGCGAUCAUGGACAUGGACUGGCCAUCACUGAACUACGAGAAUGUAUUCCAUAGUACUGGAAGCUACUUGGAGGCACAGAAGCAGCUACCCUACAUUGAUGACCCCAGCUUUGGGCUUAUCUCUUCAAAUGGACUCUUCAGCAACUCGCAAGACUAUCGCCAUGGAGUUGGUGACCCAUGGACCUUCGUGCGGUCGGUGUCAUCCAGUUCGGACCACACGUGCCACAUCUUGCACCCGUGCUGUAACAUAACGACCCAACAACUUGCUAAAAAUAUCUAAAAAGUGGGUAGAACUAUGUUUCUUAUCAGUAUAGGCAUUAUUGUAAGAUAUGAAUCUGGCCGCCCUAUAUGAGUAUGUAGACUGUAAAUGAGACAGGAGGAUAUGGGAAUGAUAUGGCAUUA